CCCGCCCCGCAGGAGGAGCCGAGGCCGCCUUUCUGCCUGGGCCGCAGGCGUCGGGGGCUACGCCGGGGUACCGCGUUGGGUAAUCCGGGCGCGGGGCCGCGAGGCUGCCGGGGAUGGAAGAGGGCCGCGCAGAGAGGCGACGGAGGACGGAAGCGCCUUCGUGCACGCAGGGCAGCGCGCGGAGAGCGGGCAUCAUGACCGACGUCCACCGGCGGUUCCUCCAGCUGCUGAUGACUCAUGGGGUGCUGGAGGAGCGGGGCGUGAGACGCCUGCAGAAGCACUGCUAUCGGGUCCAUGGCCGCACUGCCGCCGUGGAGGAGCUGGAGGACUUCAUCAACAACAUUAACAGCGUCUUGGAGUCGUUGUAUAUUGAGAUUAAGAAAGGGGCCACGGAGGACGACGGGAGACCCGUUUACGCGCUGGUGAAUCUUGCAACGACUCCGGUUUCCAAAAUGGCCUCGGAUUUUGCAGAGAACGAGCUGGAUCUGUUUAGAAAGGCUUUGGAACUGAUUAUUGAUUCGGAGACUGGCUUUGCGUCCUCCACAAAUAUUUUGAACCUGGUCGAUCAACUUAAAGGCAAGAAGAUGAGGAAGAAGGAAGCAGAGCAGGUGCUGCAGAAGUUUGUACAAAACAAAUGGCUGAUCGAGAAAGAAGGGGAGUUCACGCUGCACAGCCGGGCCAUCCUCGAGAUGGAGCAGUACAUCCGGGAGACGUACCCCGACGCCGUGAAGACCUGCAACAUCUGCCACGGCCUCCUCAUCCAGGGGCAAAGCUGCGAGACCUGCGGCAUCAGGAUGCACCUGCCGUGCGUCGCCAAGUAUUUCCAGUCCGCCCCGGAGCCGCGCUGCCCCCACUGUAACGACUACUGGCCCCACGAGAUACCAGAAGUCUUCAACCCCGACAAGGAGCAGGAGGCCGGGACCUCCAAGGCGAACAAAAAGCCCUCGCGGUCCAGGCAGCACUAGCUGGCGGGCCCUGUUCGGAAGAGAAGCGUCAGCGUCUCCCGUCCCACCGAGUCCCCUUGCUGCUUUGUGUUCGCUCGCUCGUUAGCAGGUCUGGAAUAAAAGUUGCUAAGGAGUCGUG
Molecule: messenger RNA, 1083 nt
Organism: Prionailurus viverrinus (fishing cat)
Lineage: Eukaryota; Metazoa; Chordata; Mammalia; Carnivora; Felidae
Gene: NSMCE1
Product: NSE1 homolog, SMC5-SMC6 complex component
Exons: 8
Coding region: 114-965 (283 amino acids)
Biological process (GO): double-strand break repair via homologous recombination; DNA damage tolerance
Cellular component (GO): nucleus; Smc5-Smc6 complex
Molecular function (GO): ubiquitin-protein transferase activity
Source: RefSeq, a predicted model, not a curated record